AUGCUUUAUCCGUACGAUUGCGUGAAGAAGCGUACGGGGAAUGGAACGGACUGCACAUUGGCAUUGAGGAAGAAGAAGGACGGCGGCUUCAAGGAGUUCCAGGCCACCGUCAACCAGGGCUGUUUCGAGGAGGGUCCUCGCGUAUAUUGCCCAUUCUUCUGCCCGGAUACGGUGGACGCCUACAGUGUGGCCAAGGUUCCACAAUACAACCACAAAUGCGUCAACCUCGUCAGCUACAAGUCCGAGAAACGGGACAACGAGUGGUACUUCUGGCGGGAGGGCGAGUGUCUGCAGCAGGAGAUGAGCUUCGAGUACGGCUGCCACUUCACCUACCCAAUCGAGAAGGCCGACGUCGAGUCGUUCUUCCGCAACCGGAGACGCUCC
Molecule: messenger RNA, 384 nt
Organism: Mesorhabditis spiculigera
Lineage: Eukaryota; Metazoa; Nematoda; Chromadorea; Rhabditida; Rhabditidae
Source: the annotation of a GenBank genome assembly